Molecule: messenger RNA, 2167 nt
Organism: Clarias gariepinus (North African catfish)
Lineage: Eukaryota; Metazoa; Chordata; Actinopteri; Siluriformes; Clariidae
Product: zinc finger protein 750-like
Exons: 2
Coding region: 37-1443 (468 amino acids)
Source: RefSeq, a predicted model, not a curated record
UACACCUAUCCAUUUUGUGGGUGCAGCACCAUCAAUAUGAUUGCCCUGCCUAAGGAAUGGAAACCUAAGAAACCUCACUACGUCCCUCGACCUCUGGGUAAACCCUUCAAAUACCACUGCUUUCAGUGCCCAUUUACCUGCAAUGAAAAAUCUCACCUGUUCAACCACAUGAAGUAUGACUUGUGCAAGAACUCACUUUCACUAAUUUCUAAGCAAGACAAGAUUUCCUCAAAGACUGUUAACACAGCAACUUCUUCCACAGAGGUGCAGAGACACGUCACAGCCCAACUUACUGAUGACCACAAAGUCAGAACAAAUUAUGAAGAGAGGAAUAACACAUCUGAAAGCAGGAGGUUACCUCAGAUAGAUACAGAGCUAAAAGGUAUUGCUAAUAAACUAAUAGCUAAAGCAUCAUCAAGGACUGAUGGACUGAAAACUGCAGCAUCAAGCAACAAUGAAAAACUAGAUGCGACAAUGCAUACUUUUGACUUAUAUCAGAAAGACUUGACAUCAACCAUUGAUCAACCAUUAAAGUCCUUCCAGCAUCAUCUUCUCCCCAUGUACAAACCUAUUCCUGUUCAUAAUUCAGUCUUCAUUGACUACAAAGCCCAAAAGCAAGCCAAAGGAACAGAACCUUUUCACCAUGGCCUGGAAUACACUUCUUAUGGCUUCCAGUACAAAUUAUACCCUAUACACUCUUCUUAUGCAUUAUAUCUUCAUGACAAUUACUGCCCUCAACUCCCUUUCACUUCACAAUUUAUUCCAUAUGCUGUGGAUGAUGUACCACAUGACAUCCACCCACUCCUACCAGGGCAAUUACCUCCCAUCCACUCUAUCCCAACAAUUCCCAAUCACAAUUUAGACCAGUCUUAUAAAUUCCACCAUUCAAAUCCCUCUCUUAGCAUGCAGCACCCUCAAGAAAUAUGUUCUGAUCCAAAAAUAGACCAAUCUAUAAUUGUAACCAGUAGUGUUGAUCAUGCAAGACCUAAAGAAGUCCAUCUUGAUCCAUACUCCAGGGCUCAAAAAGAAUUUUUACUCAGGCAGGACCCCGGGAUCAUAUUGACCCAACAAAACAAAGUUCAAAUGAGUCCCAAAACUGGCUGUUCUCCAACUGGGUCACCAGCUGGACCAAAUGCAACAGAUCACUCCCAGAAACCACCGGAUGUACAUGAGAUAGUGCCUCCACAUCUGGAAGAGUGUGACACAAAGACACUUUCAGCUGAAGAUGGAUGCAGACAAGGCAGCUCUACACACUGGAAGAGACAAUCAAGACCAGAACAGGAUGAAAUGGCAGAUGAUGAUGAUGAUGAUGCAGCCCCGCUUAACCUUUCAAAGAAGGAGCAAGCUUUUGAGGGUUCUUUAAACCUAUCUCUGAAAUCCAUAUCUGGUGUGACUUUGCCCAUAUUAACCCAUAUUAAAAGUGAGAUUAAAAAUGUCACCUAGGAAAUUGUGGAUGCCGGUUCAGCGAAAGAAGAAAAUAAUGAUUCCAUAGAUGAGAAAAAACAGACAGCUGCAUUUGCCUUGUGUCAGCUGGCCCAGUGGCAUUUAUCAGAACAGACAGAAAGCUCAGAAACAAAAAGCUCACAUUUCUGCAAGUACACAGAAAAUAGUGCUAAAGAACAUCAAAUGAGCUCUGCUUCACUGCAUAAUAACUGCAUAUCUGGUAAUCCAGCAGUCUUUCCUCAAAAUGGAAAUUUAACCCAAGAAUCUGGUCAAACGGUUUUGUGUAGCAGUGAACCAAUCAAGACAAAUCCUUCUUCUGAAUCCCCUGAUCCAAAAACUGCCCUGGAGAUUAACUGCUCCAAAUCUCAUCCUGAACAUACAAUGGUUUUUCCUUCUAAACUAAAAACCAAAAGUCAAGCAAAGACUGGGAGAUGUGGAAUACAAAACGUUAAGAGGAGCAGAGACUCAGUUUCUAGCGAUCGUGUUCUAAGGAAAAGACGUCGCUGUUAAUCGCUCUCGAAAGUUUAACACUGGAAUGGAAGGCAUUCAGAAACGAUCGACAGCUAGACUUGAUAUUAAUUGUGUACAGUAUGGCUAAAAUUAUGAGCCUAAAAAGUACUAAAAUUAUGGGCCUCCAAGAAAACCAAACAAAUAAACUUUAAAAAUGUACAGUUAAUAAUACAAUUUGUUAACUUUUGUUAUUUUUUUAUAAUAUAAAACUAAU